This is a messenger RNA of Pelodiscus sinensis (Chinese soft-shelled turtle), 4259 nucleotides long. NCBI's taxonomy places the organism in Eukaryota, Metazoa, Chordata, Testudines, Trionychidae. The record is from RefSeq and is a predicted model, not a curated record.
GCUUCGUUAUACAAAUCAAAAUGAUCACUCCUGUUAAUCUAUUUAAACAGGUGACUCCAACAUCACCGCAGUCACCCAGUGACGGAGGAAUAGUAGCUGCUCUUAGGGAUGUUAUUCAGAAGAGACAUAAGGACCUUUACUCUUCAGUCUGUAUGACCAAUUGCCCUACGCUGAUUGUCAUGGUGGGCCUCCCAGCCAGAGGGAAAACUUACAUCUCCAAGAAAUUGACGCGCUACUUAAACUGGAUUGGAGUGCCUACAAAAGAAUUUAAUGUUGGUCAGUACCGUCGAGAUUUGGUAAAAACAUACAAAUCCUUUGAGUUCUUCUUGCCAGACAAUGAAGAGGGCUUGAAAAUAAGAAAACAGUGUGCCUUAGCAGCGCUGAAUGAUGUCCAACAGUACCUCAGUGAAGAAAAUGGGCAUGUGGCUGUUUUUGAUGCUACUAACACAACACGAGAACGCAGAGAAACAAUCUUCAGAUUUGGUGAGGACAAUGGCUACAAGACAUUCUUUGUUGAAUCAGUAUGCGUAGAUCCGGAGGUCAUUGCUGCAAACAUCGUGCAAGUGAAACUUGGCAGUCCAGAUUAUGUUGAUUGUAGUAAUGAUGAAGCUACAGAAGACUUCAUGAAAAGAAUAGAGUGCUACAAGAACACAUACGAGAUGCUAGAUGAAACUCUUGACAAGGAUCUUUCCUAUAUUAAAAUCAUGGAUGUUGGAAGGAGUUACCUUGUGAAUAGAGUAAUGGACCAUAUCCAAAGCCGGAUCGUCUACUACCUCAUGAAUAUCCACGUAACUCCUCGCUCUAUCUACCUCUGUCGACAUGGAGAAAGUGAACUGAAUCUGAAAGGGCGAAUAGGAGGUGAUACUGGACUAUCCUUUAGGGGGAAAGAGUUUGCCAAGUAUUUGGCGCAGUUCAUUAAUGAGCAAAACAUCAAGGAUCUGAAAGUUUGGACCAGUCAGAUGAAAAGGACAAUUCAGACUGCGGAGGCUUUGGGUGUGCCUUAUGAACAGUGGAAGGUUUUGAAUGAAAUAGAUGCGGGAGUCUGUGAAGAAAUGACAUAUGAAGAAAUUCAGGAAAACUUUCCUCUUGAAUUUGCUUUGAGAGACCAAGACAAAUACAGAUACAGAUACCCCAAGGGGGAGUCAUAUGAAGAUCUCGUUCAGCGACUGGAGCCAGUAAUUAUGGAGCUGGAAAGGCAGGAAAAUGUGCUUGUUAUAUGUCACCAAGCAGUUAUGCGCUGUCUGCUUGCCUACUUUCUGGACAAGACUGCAGAACAACUGCCUUAUCUCAAGUGCCCACUCCAUAGUGUCUUAAAGCUAACCCCAGUGGCUUAUGGUUGUAAGGUGGAAUCUAUAUUCCUGAAUGUCGAAGCAGUAAACACGCACAGAGAUAAACCAGAGAAUGUAGACAUUUCCAGACCUCCUGAGGAAGCUCUUGUAACAGUCCCUGCUCACCAGUGAACCCGUGUCCAGAUCAGCUAUCAAACGUGUGAAUGUAGAUGUAGAUCGCUCGAGAGAGGAAGCCUUGAGGACAGUACCUAAUCACCUAUAACUCCCGUGGACCAUGACAACAUCCCCUGCCUGCUAGAGAAGCACUAAGGAAAUACCUCAGGUACAUGAGACUGGAGAAGACAUCCAAGGAGAUCAAGCAAUGUCAAAUGCACACACUCCCCCUCUCUGUAAGGCUUUUAGAAUGUGCUUCAAUGACUUGUGGGAAAAUCCAUGUUUCUGGAGGAUUUUUAAUGCUGCAAGAUGAAAUGUGCAAGUCUGGAAAUAUUUAUGGGAAACCCAGUGAAGUUGCUUAUAAUUUUCCUUCUGUGAAUAUGCAGUUUUUCAACUGUUUUUAUUCUUCAUCUGUGGAUCAUGCAAGAUUGUUAAUUGCUCUUGUCAGCUUACUGUCAAGUUUUAACUGAACUUUUUACUUGUUUCAGUAGUGGCUUUUCUAAGAGUACCUCUUAUUUUUACUGUGAAUGCCUGCCUAGAAUGAGAUGACUUUUUUAGUAUGUAUAUAUUCUUUUGAAUAUAAUGUGAAAUUCUGCAUUUAAUGCAUUGGAAGCUCCAUUUGAUGUAAAACCACUUGAUAUGGGAGGCCCCAACGCAGUUUCUCAAGUACCCCUUUUUUCUUUCAUCCUCCAUCUGUGUUUUAGCAUAGUUCAGGGGUUGUAAAGCACCCAUGUGUGUGUAUUUGGAAGUGGGGUUACUUUCCCCUUUGCCUAAAAAUCUACUUGAUAUUAUAUUGACAGGGGGCUUUGCUAUCACAGCAAGUUCCUUUAUAUUCUCUGUGCAAAAUGGUAUUUUUGUACCAUUGUACCCUGUUGAUUGUUAUGGAAGGAUGGUUUUAAGUACAGAUAGCUGGCUUGUUAACAGUCCAAAUUACUCUAGAUAGCAAUUAUUAAAGGGUAAGAUGGCAGAUACCUUUCAGAAUAUCUCUACUGCCCAGGUUAAGCAAACUUUCCAGGAGAGGAUACAACUUCCACAUUCAGGGUGAAAUAUACUCCCAUGUAUUGGGCUCUCAAAAGAUCCAAUACAUUUUACCCUAAAAAUGUUUAUCUAUGAAGGAGCAUUAAAUCAAUAGGGGAGAAUGUUAAAAUAGGAUUUUAGCCUCCUGAGAUUUGUAUAAAUACAAAAACCCUUGAGCGAAUUUGGAAAUUGAUUUUUUUUUAAAGAAUGUCAUCUCUGUAUUUUGAUUUUAAAAUCUUUGCACUUCAGUGAAAUUGCAAGUGCAUUUAUGUCUGAUGCUAAAAAGUGGUAGAAUUUUCUAUGCAUGUCAAGGCCAUACACUACCUUCUUCAUUGUCUCAAGCCAUUAUAUAGUGUCCAUGUUGUGUUGGAGAUAGAAUUUAGCUGGCAAUACAAUAGGUAUCUCCUAAUAGUUAAUGAAAUUAAGAAAGCUGCCCAUGAGUUAUCAGAGUAUCUCUUUGAUAACUGUAUUAUCUGGGUGGUUAAUCCAACCCUGGUAUUUAUCUGUUAAUACAUUUUAGCUGAAUCUGUCUUGAGAAUUGGGUUCUGCCAAGGUAGCUUUGCAGGCAAGGGCUAAAUGGUACGGUUUUAAGCAGGGUUGGGGACACCAAUAUAAUGCACUGCGGCUGUGAUUUGUUUUCUUAAGGUAAUCUUAGCAAUAUAGUCAAUGUACUGGAAGUAAGCCAUAUUGCUAGAGUUCAUUUCAGAAAAUUAAUGCCUUGGAUAUCAAAACCACUUGCUUAGAACCUUAGCAUCAAAAGCUUUUUGUCUGUAAUCCAUACAACCAGUAAUAUGCAUUGAAAAGUAUAUAAUUUAUUAUAUCUAUUAAUAGUUACUGUCUAAAGUUAGAGCACAAAGCACUACUAAGACAUUUGUUGGUGCACAGCAAAAUAAACCCUAAAGAUGUUUGUGUUGAAGAGGGAAGAGAUGCUGGAAGGCAGAUUCCCUUCUGACCACCUAUUAGUUAAUAAAUCAGAAAAACAUCCCUAUCCUUUAACUUGUCCUGUUUCCUCUGGACCUGGGCCACACAACAUUAGGGGUUAUUUAUGUUUAAUGAUGGUAAAUUGAGGAAACUUAGCUUUUAUCCAUAGUUAUCUAAGAGCAAAUUCCCAAGUAUUUUUUCUUAAUGUGCUUUGAAAAGCAGAGGUUUACCAAAAUAGCAUUUGGACUACUAUAGUUUUGAGCCUGUUCUCUGUGUGUUUUUGGUCUCAGAACUUUCAGAGGUGCUGUUAAAUUCUAUAUGGCUAAAUGUUUUAUGUAUAGUAGAUAUUUUUAUAGACUGCUUUUAAAUAUACAGUGAUCAGAGCAGUUUCUCAUUUGCAAGAUGGCUGCAUAGUAAAAAAAUCAUUGUGUAAAAGUAUGAAUAAAUUGUAUGUCAGUAUUUAAAAAUAAAAAGGAGAAUCUGUAGCUGCCAAUUCUGUUUUAAUUUACAAAUAAUGUCAUUGACUGCAUCUGACCUGCCGAAUUAGUAAAACACAAAAAGACUAGAAUGUAAAAAUAAGUAAAUGAUCACCUCCAUCUCUCCUGCUAAAAAAAUAAUAAUAGUGAGCUCUGGAAAUACAUUGUACAAGAAUUGCUCAUUACUAUCUAAAAACUGUACACUUUCCCUUUGGUUUCACAAAAGUGAGUCAUUAUUCAGAGGGGUUAAUUACUAAACAUGGCUUACUAUGUUUGUGUUACAGUUCUUAGAUGAUUUAAACUAACCUUUCUGACGUGGCUAGCUUUCAACUUAAUCUUCUAGGCAAAAUUAAUCUUGUGUGACCUUUGAGCAAAGUAAUAAAGAUCAAAUGCGAAAACUCAA